AUGAUCUUCUCAACCUCCCUCAGCCUCGUCUUGGCUCUUGCGCCUACCGCUCUCUUCGCCGCUCCAACACAGAAUGCCGAUUCCAUCGCGGCACUCAUCCCAAGACAGCACCUGCCUGUCGGUAUCUACGAGCAGCUGAAGAAGACCGACGCCCUCUGUGACCUAUCCAACGUCAAGCUUCCUAAUGCCCCCACUCCCCUGGCCGCCCCAGCCCAAGGCACCUCCCUCCGCCACAUCGCCAUCGGCCGCGGCACCCAAAACUACACCUGCGCCUCAUCCACCGCCUCGGACGUCCCCAAAGCCGUCGGCGCCGUCGCCUCCCUCUUCAACGUAACCUGCGACGCCGCCCGCCUCAACACCGACACCCUCGCCAAAGUCACCAACCUGGCCCUCAACUAUGCCAUCCCCGUCUCCCCAGAAGCCGAGAAGCGGCUUUCGGGCCACCACGAGUUCACCGCCGCCGGUGUCCCGCUGUUCAUGCUCCAGACCCAAGAUGCCGACUACGGCCGUGUCGAGUGCUCGGUUGAUGCAAAGAGCCCUGCCCCUACGACUGCCAGCUUGGGUACCAACCGUCUCGGUAGCGUCCCGUGGUUGAAGCUUAAUGCUACUGUUGGUACUGACAAGCACUGGGCUUACAAUGAGGUCUACCGGAUACACACUGCGGGUGGUGUUGCGCCCAAGACGUGCGAGGGUAUCGAGGGUAGCUUCACCGUCGAGUACAGUGCGCAGUACUGGUUCUAUGCCUAA
Bipolaris zeicola 26-R-13 is the source of this 747-nucleotide messenger RNA. RefSeq lists its product as uncharacterized. The coding region runs from base 1 to 747 and encodes 248 amino acids. The record is from RefSeq and is a predicted model, not a curated record. NCBI's taxonomy places the organism in Eukaryota, Fungi, Ascomycota, Dothideomycetes, Pleosporales, Pleosporaceae. The transcript has 2 exons.